Messenger RNA from Metarhizium album ARSEF 1941, 900 nucleotides. RefSeq lists its product as uncharacterized. The transcript has a single exon. Bases 1 to 900 code for a protein of 299 amino acids. Gene Ontology annotation, cellular component: extracellular region. Gene Ontology annotation, molecular function: IgE binding. NCBI's taxonomy places the organism in Eukaryota, Fungi, Ascomycota, Sordariomycetes, Hypocreales, Clavicipitaceae. The record is from RefSeq and is a predicted model, not a curated record.
AUGAAGUUCUCCAGUACAACUGUCGCCGUCGCUGCUGCCCUCGGCGUUGCUGCCCAUCCCGGCGGUCUCGCUCACAAGAACCUUCACCGCCAAGUUGAAAAGCGUACCGACUUCUUCAUGAAUACGAGGCCUCUGGCUGAACCGCCCGUGCCCAAUCCGCCUCCUCCUCCGCCUCCUCCUGCCACCACCAGCGUCGCCAAACCUACCCCUACGAACCCCUCUGGGUCUGCUGGCAAGAAGAAGCCGGAGUUCUGUAGCGGACCCUCCAAGCGUGCUUCCGCCGCCAGCAUUGCUUACAAGGGCAAUGUAGGUACAUCUGGCAACUACGGCUGCAAUAUGAUGGCCGUCGAUGACACCGAUGGCUUUAAUCACACCCUUGCUUUGUACAACAACUCAGACGAAGACAUGAAGUGCACUCUCUGGAACAAGAUUGGACCGACUGGUGGGAUCAAUGGCUUUUUCAAGGGCAACCAGGCCCUCGAAGUGGACCUCCCUGCCCGCGGCAAGAAGAAUGUGGCCUUCCAGCCUGACACCCAGGGCGGUGCCGCUUGUGGGAAAGGUGAGGUCCCUUACAACAACAUAGGCCUUACUACUGGACUCUGGGUCGAAUAUGACUACGGCAGCGCGCCAAAUGGUGAUUGGAAUGGCGCCGAUGCAUCUGGUCUGACUGCUGCCGACAGCGGCCAAAAGCCAGGGACUUCCCUAAUCGUAUAUCGCGUUGAUAACGGUACCGUCCCUGAUGUUGUUGAUGUCAAUGACAUCAUUGGUCGUGGUUAUCCUUACUCUUUGAUUAAUGCAGACGGUAGUGGAACAAAUGCCUACACCAAGGGUACGAACGACCUUGACGGAGUUGGCAUUAAAGGUCCUGGUACCUUUCACAUCAGAGCAGUUUACAGUUGA